This is a messenger RNA of Amyelois transitella, 1164 nucleotides long. Its product is annotated as actin maturation protease. NCBI's taxonomy places the organism in Eukaryota, Metazoa, Arthropoda, Insecta, Lepidoptera, Pyralidae. The coding region runs from base 268 to 1071 and encodes 267 amino acids. The transcript is spliced from 2 exons. The record is from RefSeq and is a predicted model, not a curated record.
UUUUGGCCAAAGAGUAAAUUUUGGCUCAUCUCACAUCUGAUUUGUAUCUAUUUUUGCCCUGAAUAUACAGAGUAUUAUUUAUAAUGUCCUUAUGUACAUGAAUUUGUUGUGAUAUAAAAAGACCUAAAACCGAUCCUACUUAUUGCUUCUCACAUUAAAUCAUAAAUUUAGUAUAUCUUCAUUCUCAUGUCUAACUCAGGUGAAUUUUGUUUUUUUGUUUUAUUGCCAUUUCGUCUCUGUACCAAUUCUUGAUGCUGUCGGGGUACAAUGUGUACCAUACCACCAGUUCCUCCACCUCCGCCCCCUGAAUCCAAGCCAUCUCUAAUAUCACCAACAAAGUGUGCUCCUGACCAGGAUAUUGCAAAAAGAAACUUUGAUGUCUGCCACUGGGCAUUGGACCAUGAGCUUUCGCAAGCAUGUGAAAAAUACCACGUUUGUUUAAAUGAAGCACCUUUUAAGUACAAAUAUAAACAUUUUGAGUCAAGAAUUCAAGUCGGACCCACAUGUGGUCUGGUAGCUCUCUCUAUGCUCUGCAAUGACGAGAUCACCCCGGAAGAACUCCUGAGCAUUGCCAAAAUGGAGGGAUACAGUAAUAAUGGAGAAAUGUUCAGUUGUGAAAACAUGAUUAAGCUAACUGAAAAAGUAUUCAAUUUAACCGAAAUUAAUAAUGUUAAGUAUGAACUAAGGAGAGGUGGUUUAUUCAGUAAGGAGACUAUAGAAAAAUUACUGGAUGGUGCUGUGCUGUUGGUUCCUUAUGAUGCUGACUUCAAUCAUUCACCUUGUCUCAAGAAAGGUCACACUGCACACUGGGCUCUCGUCUGCGGAGUGAUCAUCAUUAAUGACCCUGGGGAAGCUUAUGAAGAUCCCGAAAAUGUUUAUGUUUUGUGCAAGCAUGGCAAAUCCAGGUAUCUCGCAGCUUGGAAACUGGCCGCUUUGGAUGCGAGUAAUAAAAAUCUUAUGGAAUUCUCACCUAAGAGAGGGGGUGAAGAAUGGAUUUACAUACUACCUGAAGGUGGCAUUGGGGGUGACAGGGGAUUAAGGGAUCAGUUCUUGUUAUACGAGGGGGUUUGAGAUUGUUGAUAUUUAUUGUAGUUUUUUGAAGUAUUGACUAUUGAGUAAGAGUAAAAAGAAUUUUAUUAUAUUGUUAUAAAUAUUAUAAGAUAC